This is a messenger RNA of Solanum tuberosum (potato), 1110 nucleotides long. RefSeq names its product putative F-box protein At1g65770. Gene Ontology annotation, molecular function: protein binding. NCBI's taxonomy places the organism in Eukaryota, Viridiplantae, Streptophyta, Magnoliopsida, Solanales, Solanaceae. The record is from RefSeq and is a predicted model, not a curated record. The transcript has 2 exons. Bases 1 to 1110 code for a protein of 369 amino acids.
AUGGCGGAUUGGUCGUUACUUCCAUACGAUUUACUUGUUACAAUAGCAAAUCGUGUUACGGUUAUUGAUGAUUUCGUUGUAUUUGGUGUUGUUUGUAAAUCAUGGCGAAUUGCCGCUACCAAAGAAAAUUUUGAUGGACCAUUCCCACAACUUCCAUUGCUUAUGUUGGCUGCUGAAAAAGACGACGACGACAAUGAUUACCGAGAAUUUUUCUCUCUUUCUAAGAAGAAAAUAACGCGAGUAUUUCUCCCAGAAGCUAAAGAUCGAGAAUGUUUUUCAACAAUGGGAUGGAUUGCUACCUUCGAAUAUAGAGGUAUCGGAGAAAUGAAGUUAUUGCAUCCUUUUUCACAUGCUCAAAUUCAUCUUCCUCCACAUAUUGGCUUGAGAUAUUGGGAACCAACUCAUGAAAGUAGCUAUGUGUCUAUCAAUAAAAUUAUGUUAUCUGCUAAUCCUUCGUUAUCAUCUGAUUAUGUUGUGAUUAUAUCGUAUAGUAGGCAUAAAAGUUAUUUGGCUUAUUGGGAACCUGGUGAUCUCUUUUGGACUCCAAUUUAUGAUGUUGAUGGAUUUGGUGAAUUAUGGGAUAUCCACUACUUUAAUGGACAGUUUUAUGUGAUUACUUCUACUGGAGUUUGGGUUAUUGAUGAGGAUUAUGAACUCCAUUUGGUUAUUCAGAAAAACAAUUAUGGUCCACUAAAGCAGCUUUAUCUAGUUGAAGUAUCAGGUGCACUAUUACUUGUUUCACAAUUUUGUAACUAUGAUACUGUUGAUGGAUUGAAGACCUAUAAAUUUCGAGUAUGGAAACUAGAUUUAAUUAGAAGUAAAGCAAAAAAGAUUAGAGUCUUGGGAGAUAGAGCAAUUUUUCUGGGGAAGAAUGGAUCAAUUUCAGUUGACGCGUCUAAGUCUAUAGGAGUGAAACCUAAUCACAUCUAUUUUACUGAUAAUUGGGAAGGAGGAGAUGGCACAGAUAUGGGAGCUUAUAGUCUUGAAGAUGGAAAAAUUCAAUCUUUUUAUCCGGGCAUUUCUCUCUGUUUUGUGGUUGAUCCUGUGGCUUGUUACACGAAAAGGGGUAGUGGGGUGAGUACAAGAACUGCUGUGAAUCUGCAGCUAUAG